This is a messenger RNA of Quercus lobata, 3316 nucleotides long. RefSeq names its product RNA recognition motif (RRM)-containing protein. The coding region runs from base 210 to 3041 and encodes 943 amino acids. Gene Ontology annotation, molecular function: RNA binding. The record is from RefSeq and is a predicted model, not a curated record. The transcript has 4 exons. NCBI's taxonomy places the organism in Eukaryota, Viridiplantae, Streptophyta, Magnoliopsida, Fagales, Fagaceae.
CACAUGAUAUAAUCUCUCUUCCACAGCACAAUUCCAAACCCUAAAAAGCCAAAAAGAAAAAACAACAAAACUUUUCUCAGAGUGGCGAGACUAGAAAAAACGACUAUUAUCAGAGGAGGCAGUAACCCAAUAUAUUGUUUGGUUCGUUACGUUAUUGCUUUUUUGCUUUUGCUCCAAUUCAAUUCAAUUCAAUUCAAUUCAUAUUUCAAAUGUCGGGCCGAGGAGGAGGAGGGCGGGACCGGUUUCGAAGGGACUACCCAUCGAGAUUCGAAGACAAGAUGAGUAGCCAUUCGGGUUCUGGGCGUAAUCUUAAUUCCAAUUCCAAUAACAAUAGUAAUAACAGUGGCCAUCUGCCCUCGAGGCAUCUUUGGGUUGGGAACCUUUCCCACAGCAUACUAGAGCACGAGCUCACCAAUCACUUCUUGCAGUUUGGAGAGCUCGAGAGUGUGGCUUUCCAGCCCGGGCGCAGCUAUGCGUUCCUCAAUUUCAAGAGGGAUGAUGAUGCUUUCGCCGCCAUUAACGCGCUUCAAGGUUUCCCUGUUGCUGGCAACCCACUUAGAAUUGAGUUUACCAAGGCGGACAAGGCAUCAACAGCAUCACGUGAUGAAGAUUACUCUCAACGUCGAGAUGAACAGCGCUCAGUGUCGAGAGGAUCUCCUUUCUCUCAAAGGGAGUUCAGAGCACGCCAAAUUAGUCCUGAUCCUUUUUAUCCUGACAAAUCCAAUUUGAAUGACAAAAAUUUAGAGCCUAGUCCAGUUUUGUGGAUAGGGUUUCCAUCAUUAUUGAAGGUUGAUGAAAUGAUCUUGGGGAAGGCUUUUUCACCAUUUGGUGAGAUUGAGAAGAUUACUGCAUUUCCUGGUCGUAGUUAUGCCUUUGUUCGAUUCAGGAGUGUAAUGUCAGCUUGCAGGGCAAAAGAAACUCUCCAGGGAAAAUUAUUUGGCAAUCCCCGUGUACAUAUUUGUUUUGCAAAGAAUGAAGCUGGCUCAUCCAACAGUGGAAGGAGCUCAAUGAACUCCUCACUGUCACCACAUUUCAAGUCAAAUGUUCGCUCAGGAUCAUCUGAGAACUUUCGGCAGGAUAGGAAUUUUGGGAGCUUAUCUGGAGAUCUUGGCGUAAGAUCUCCUCAAUUUGUAUCAGAUAUGGAUCCUAGAGAUUCUGAUACCUAUAGUUUUAAUAGGAAGCGCACUUUAUGGGCUGGUGGAAAUGAUACAUCUGAGCAGAGAAGGUUUGGAGAAGUGGAUUCUCUAGGACUAUCACAGGACAUCUAUGAACAUCACAGUAGUCCUACUAGAGAGAGACAUUCACAUGAUUAUCCUCAGAGAUUUCGUCAAACAAGUCCAUUCUAUGAUGAGCCAUGGGACUUACCAGAAGAUGCCCAAUUCUUUCAUGGAGCCAAGAAAUUGAAGACUGACUCCUUUCCACCUGAAAAAGACCUUCCAGAGCAUCCUUUUUCUGAUUUUGAGCAAGAGAAACAUAUGUUCCCUAAGGUAUUCUCUGAUUUUCCCCAACCUGAGGCCUUUGAUAGGAGCUUUGAGGCUGUACCUGUUGGGUAUAAACCGAUCCCUCAUCGCACAAUGAAUUUAGUUGUACCUCAUGGAGAAAGGAGUGAUCACUGGAAAGAAUCUUAUGAAAAUUUCCAGAUGGGUUCUGGUUCUCUGCCAUCAAAUCCUAUUGAGAAAAAAGGAUUUACACCUGAAUCUGAUCAGUCUUCUAUGACCGAAUGGAAAUGGGAAGGGACUAUAGCAAAGGGAGGAACUCCCGUCUGUCGAGCUCGCUGCUUUCCUGUGGGAAAAGUCCUGGACAUGAUGUUGCCUGAAUUCUUAGAUUGCACAGCAAGAACUGGUCUAGACAUGCUCUCAAAGCAUUACUAUCAAGCAGCUAAUGCCUGGGUUGUCUUCUUUGUACCAGAAACUGAUGCUGACAUGGGAUUCUAUAAUGAAUUCAUGCAUUAUCUUGGAGAGAAACAGCGAGCAGCAGUUGCUAAGUUGGAUGAAAAGACCACCUUGUUUCUUGUACCCCCAUCAGACUUUUCACAGAAAGUACUUAAAGUACCUGGGAAACUGAGUAUCUCUGGUGUUGUUUUGAGGUUAGAGCACCCUGGUUCCAAUUUUGGGUCUCUUCACCAUCAAAAUGAGAGAAAUAAUACAAAUGUAGUGCCCAUUAACAGGGAUUCAUCAUACACAAAGCCAUCAACACCUAUGCGAGCUAUUCCUCAAUUAGCAGGAGUUCCCAAUGUAUCUUUUUCAGGGAAUGUGGUUACAUCAGCUCCACCUGCAUCAUUUUCAGGUUCUGCUCAUGCAGUCAGUGGUAUAUCCGACUCCUACAAUGGGAACAGGCAUGACUAUCCACCACGUCAGGGAAACCCUAUGUUGGGACAAAAUUUCUCUUCUCACAAUCCGCAUAAUUCAAUUUCUGGUACCAGAAAUGUACCAUCACGGGCAUCCAAUAGUGCUGUUCCUGUUGUUCAGGAGCAUCAUUCAGUCCUGCCAAACAGAAUGCAAGAAAGUCAUUAUAAAGGUGGAAUUUCUGGUAUUCCAUUAUCUGGAAAUAGCAAGUCAUCUAUUCAGGGAACCCAAACUUCAGCUUCUAUGUCUAUGCCUAUUGGAGCCCUGCAACCAGAUCAACUUGCACAGUUGGCAUCAUCUCUUCUUGGGCAGCAGAGACAGUCUGGGAGUACUCCAAAUCUAUCUAUGGGUGAUGAUUUUAGGCAGAUAAACACAAUGAACGAGUCUGACAACCCAUUAAGAACAUCCCAGAGAUAUGUUCCACAGAAUAAUCAAGUUAAUUCUGAGCUUUCAACAUCGCAUUUUAGUCAAGUUCAACAGUUUCAGCAGCCACAACAGCGGACAUCAAAUGCGCCUGUAGUGCCUCACAUGGUUCAAAGAGAACUUCAGACAGCAGCUCAGGGAAAUCAACUUCUGCAAAAUAAUACUGCGCAGGAAGAAGCAGAAGCAGAAGCAGAUCCACAGAAACGACUGCAGGCAACAUUACAGUUGGCAGCUGCUCUUCUUCAGCAAAUCCAACAAGGAAAAGGAAGUUGACCAUCUGUGCAGGAAAUGGAAAUUACUUUUUAGGGGAAGGCUACAGUCUAUAUAUUUUGCAAAGGAUCUUGGUAUUUACAAUUAUGUAUAAAUUGCAAAUAGGUUCUGGGGUUUCUAGUCAGCUGCUGACUGGCUGUAUCUUGAUUGAUAUUUUUUAUUUUAUUUUUAUGAUCAUGCUACUUGUUUUAAGUUUCAUUCUGACUUAACUGACCAGCUAGUUUUUAUGGCCACUAUUUUUGAAAGAAAUUGAAGCUGCCAGUGUCCUUUCCUGCUUA